Molecule: messenger RNA, 1597 nt
Organism: Phragmites australis (common reed)
Lineage: Eukaryota; Viridiplantae; Streptophyta; Magnoliopsida; Poales; Poaceae
Product: probable isoprenylcysteine alpha-carbonyl methylesterase ICMEL1
Exons: 11
Coding region: 1-1263 (420 amino acids)
Source: RefSeq, a predicted model, not a curated record
AUGCAGGUGGAGCUCGCUGCUUGCACCGCUUCCCAGUCAGGCAAGGCGGAGGAGACGCCGCCGCCCUCCCCGGCCGCCGCUGACGCAUCAGUGGCGGAGGACGCUCCGUUCCUCCCCGAUGGGGGCGUGCGGCGCCGGCCGGGGUGCGGGCGGUUCGCGCAGCGUAGCGGCUCCUUCCGCCGUGAAGUCGGCCGCGUCGCCGCAGAGACCUUCCUCCUCACGCGGCUCACCCUGAUCCUCCUACGCUACCUCGGGAUAGGCUACAGAUGGAUCAUGCAGUUCCUAGCCCUCUGCUGCUAUACCCUCUUGCUGAUGCCAGGUUUCAUUCAAGUUGUGUAUUAUUAUUUCUUCUCAAGCCAAGUUCAUAGAAGUGUUGUAUAUGGAGAUCAGCCUAGAAAUAGAUUGGACUUGUAUAUACCCACUACUACAACAGGGUUGAAGCCAGUUGUUGCUUUUGUGACUGGUGGAGCAUGGAUCAUUGGGUACAAAGGGUGGGGUGCCCUUUUAGGCAGACGCUUGGCAGAAAGGGGCAUCAUAGUUGCAUGCAUUGAUUACAGAAACUUUCCUCAAGGGACUAUUGGUGACAUGGUAGAAGAUGCUUCUCAAGGGAUCUCUUUUGUCUGCAACAAUAUAGCAAGUUAUGGAGGCGAUCCUGGCAGGAUUUAUCUCGUUGGACAAUCUGCUGGUGCACAUAUUGCUGCGUGUGCCCUCUUAAAUCAGGCUAUUAAAGAAUGUGGUGAAGGAGAUACUUCCUCUUGGAGUGUUUCGCAACUAAAAGCUUACUUUGGUAUUUCUGGCGGGUACAAUCUCCUUAACUUGGUUGAUCAUUUCCAUAGACGUGGCCUUUACCGAUCCAUCUUUCUCAGCAUUAUGGAAGGUGAAGAAUCGCUGAAGAAAUUCUCUCCACAAGUGAUGAUUAAGGAGUCAUCUGCUAGGCCUGCAGUUUCUUUACUGCCUCAUAUCAUCCUUUUCCAUGGAACAAGUGACUAUUCAAUACCGUCAGCUGAAAGUCAAGCAUUCGUUGAUGCUCUACAACAGCAUGGUGCUAAAGCAGAUCUAUUCUUGUAUGAAGGGAAGACACAUACUGAUCUAUUCCUUCAGGAUCCUCUUCGUGGUGGUAGAGAUAAAAUGCUCGAAGAGAUUGCAAGUGUGAUACACAGUGACGAUCCAGAUGCAUCUGCUCAGCGCCUUGCCGUGCAACAGGCACGGCGUCUUGUUCCUGAAUUCAUGCUGACGCUUGCUGGGAGAGUAAGCCCUUUCUGAAUAUGGUGGUGGUCUGUGACUGCAACAAUAGCCAGAUGGAACUGUAAGAUUUUGUACAUCAGGGGACCGCACGCCUGAGGCACCGGGGGCAUACGUAUCAGGAAAAUAUGUCGCUCCCCUGUCGGUUAGUAAUCUUGUACUCAACUAGGACCCCGACCCUCUCCGCGUUGGACACUGUAUUGAUCCACCAAGACGUGUCUCCUUGUUCUGUAUUUGUUGUGUACGCUACAGAUCUUUCCUGAGACGUUUGUCUAUUGUAUUGCAUCUCGAUGUACAGCUCAUUAAGCUCUUUAACAAAGUUCCUCGCAAACAGAAAAAAAAAAAGGCACUUUAA